GAGCGAUUCAGGUGGCGGUGCGAGUAGUUGGCGGGGUGUACGUUAUGUGUAGGCAAGAAUAACCGUGUGUGCGUGACAGUAUUUUGUAAAUGCUACGUAUUCGACGCUUUGAGUCGAAAUGGCGCUGCUGCGACUGAGAAAUCCGCAGGGUUCAAAUGCCACUGAAAUAGAGAAGAAAAUUAAAAGAGGUAAUGCGCUGCGGCAGGGAUCUGCAUGGAGGGGUUACAGGGGGCCUGCAGCCUUGGUGCUGGUCGCUCUGUCUGUGUUCGGGACGGCUAUGUGGCUGUACGUGACCUCUCUGGACAGUGACGUCACAGAAACACUGGUCAGCCAGAGUGAGAUGGUCGCUCCCCAGCCCAGAGUCUACACCGUCCAGUGCUCCGAAGACUAUGACAGCUAUAAACGCUAUCCAGGAUGCACCCCUCAGAAGUGUGGCCGCGCUGUCACAGACAACAUGGUGACGAGGCAGGAGGCUCAGGUCCUCAGGAGGCUGGCUGAGAGAGGGCUGGCGUUGGCUGGGUCAGAGGGAGGAGCUUCCAUACUGGACCUGCACUCUGGAGCGUUGUCGAUGGGAAAACAGUUUGUCAACAUCUACAGGUAUUUUGGGGAUCAGAUCAGAGACGUGUUCACACAAGAGGACUUCCAGCUUUAUAGAGAUGUACGUGGGCGAAUCCAGGCAGUUAUUGCCGAGACGUUUGGUUUGGACCCGUCUCUCAUGUACCUCACCAAGCCCACCUUCUUCUCCAGAAUCAACAGCACGGCAGCCAAGACCCAACACGACGAGUACUGGCACCCGCACAUAGAUAAGGUGACUUAUGGCUCUUUUGACUACACCUCCCUCCUGUACCUGUCUGACUACGGCUCUGACUUCACCGGAGGAAGAUUUAUCUUCAUGGACCAAAAUGGCAACCGAACAGUGGAACCACGUGCAGGACGAGUCUCUUUCUUCUCCUCCGGGUCGGAGAACCUCCACCGCGUGGAGAAGGUGACAUGGGGGACACGCUACGCCAUCACAGUGUCCUUCACCUGCGACCCUGCACACGCCAUCUCGGACCCUGCCCUGCCUUGAGGAUCCCACGGGUGACGGGGCUGCCCAUUGGCUCAUGACAAGCCCUGCAGCAAAGGGGUGGGGGGUAGAGGAGAGAGACAAGAAAGGAAGAAGUGAGAUUUUAUAUGGAGGUUUUACUCGCAGCAGUGGUUUACUGCAGCUGCACGGCCAAUAUCUGUCAUUUUCUUUUAUUUUCAGAUAUUGAUUCGCUGCCCCUUCCUGAUUGUGCUACAGAAAAAAGGCACAUAUGUUCAGCUUCUCUUCUAUAGAGGUGCUUUCUUAUUUGUUACUGACUCUAUUUUUAUCCAAUUUUCUAUACCACAUUCCACAAUCUGUCCCCCUUGAUCAUUUGCGGGGUGGCUUGAGCAGAAAUUGCUUCUCAACUGAAAGGGUUUCAAAGAGGCUAAAGUGGGAUUGUGUGUUUUCUGUAUGUCACGCUGUGUUUUUCAUUUUAAGGGGACCUGUCAAUUCCUUGAAGAAGAGAUAUAAAUCUGGUGAAUCACCUAUUGAAUCAACCUCUCGUCACCAAAACCCCACCCCCCACCCCACCUGACACAGGAGGUGUUUUCUUCUAAGAAGAACCCUCUCCUUUUCCAAGACUGAUUGCUCUUUCUAGCGUGUUACCAUUUACUUCCAUGUGGUCAGUGAGGACAGCUUCAAAUAAAAUAUUGACAGAACCUGAAAA
Micropterus dolomieu (smallmouth bass) is the source of this 1733-nucleotide messenger RNA. RefSeq names its product urotensin-2 receptor 2 (gene ogfod3). Gene Ontology annotation, cellular component: membrane. The transcript has 9 exons. Bases 119 to 1069 code for a protein of 316 amino acids. The record is from RefSeq and is a predicted model, not a curated record. Lineage: Eukaryota; Metazoa; Chordata; Actinopteri; Centrarchiformes; Centrarchidae. Gene Ontology annotation, molecular function: iron ion binding; L-ascorbic acid binding; oxidoreductase activity, acting on paired donors, with incorporation or reduction of molecular oxygen.